Fonsecaea erecta is the source of this 1068-nucleotide messenger RNA. RefSeq lists its product as hypothetical. The transcript is spliced from 2 exons. Bases 1 to 1068 code for a protein of 355 amino acids. Gene Ontology annotation, biological process: carbohydrate metabolic process. Gene Ontology annotation, molecular function: carbohydrate binding; hydrolase activity, hydrolyzing O-glycosyl compounds. The record is from RefSeq and is a predicted model, not a curated record. Lineage: Eukaryota; Fungi; Ascomycota; Eurotiomycetes; Chaetothyriales; Herpotrichiellaceae.
AUGUUACUCUCCAAGGACGACACUCUGCACUAUACCUACGAUUCUGAGCGUGUCCAGAUCGAAGCGUGGGGUCCGAACGCCCUUCGGGUUCGUGCCACCAAGUUUCAUACACUUCCGUCGGAAAACUGGGCUUUGACGGUCACACCUCCCAAGACCGAUGUCUCCAUUUCGAUGCGUGACGGGCAUGCAUCCAUCAGCAAUGGCAAUAUUUGUGCCACGAUUUCUUCCCGUGGCAAGAUCAUCAUCAGGAAUGCUAAAGGCGACCGACUGCUGGAGGAGUACCAGCGCAACCGCUCCGAUGUUGAGGAUCCAAAGUGCAGCGCUCUGAUGAUCGAGGCACGGGAAUUCAAGCCAUUGCUUGGCGGCGACUACCAUCUGACCUACCGGUUGGAAUCUGUUGAUCGAAAUGAGAAGAUCUAUGGCAUGGGCCAGUACCAGCAACCAUUUCUCGACCUCAAGGGACUUGACCUCGAAAUGGCACAGCGCAAUUCUCAAGCCACGGUUCCUUUCAUGCUCUCAAACAUCGGAUACGGCAUGCUUUGGAACAACCCGGCCGUCGGCAGAGCUGUCUUGGGGAAGAACACGAUGAGCUUCGAGGCCUAUUCCACGAGGGUGCUGGAUUAUUGGAUUGUGGCUUGUGACACUCCCACCCAGAUUGUCGAAGCUUACGCAGAUGUCACCGGGAAAGUGCCAAUGAUGCCGGAAUACGGACUCGGUUUCUGGCAAUGCAAGUUACGAUAUCAGACCCAGGAAGAACUUUUGGAUGUUGCACGAGAGUACCGGAAACGCAAUUUGCCGCUUGAUGUCAUCGUGGUGGACUUCUUUCAUUGGCCAAAGCAAGGAGAAUGGAAGUUCGACCCCACAUAUUGGAAAGACCCCGGUGAGUCUGCCAUGCGAAGACUGUUGUCAACGUGGAAGGAGUCGGCGACAGCGUCUGUGCCUGAAUUCCACUUUUCCCCUCCUCCCUCAGCCAUCAAACUCCAAUUCGGCUCGUUCUCACCUCAAUCCGCCCCUGAAAAGGGCCCUACUAUCAAGGUGGAAGAAUACAGCUCUGACGAAACGUCGUGA